UGCUUGGACCAAUAGAGCACAGUGGAAGUGACACUGUAUGACUUCCAAGGUGAUGUCAUAAAAAGCUCUAUAAUUUCUGCCGUGCUCACUGAAAAUACUCACUCUUGGACCUCUGGGCCACCUGUAAAAGCCCAAGCACCCUGAAGCUGCCAUGCUGGGAGGAAGCCCAGGUCACACGGGGAGGCUACAUGCAGGGUCUCCAUUCACAGUCCCAGCUGAGCCCAGGUUUUGGGCCCUCCUGCCUAGGAGCCACACUUGUGAGUGGAGCAGCCUCCAGAUAAUUCCAGUGCCCAAUCCUUCAAGUUAUGGGGCCCCAGACAUGAGGAGCCCUCCUAACUCCGCCCUGAGUGCCUGAUCCUCAGAACCUGUGAGCGUAAUAAAAUGGGCCUGUUCUGUGUCCCUAAAUGUAGGUGGUCUGUUACACAGCAGUAGAGAACCGGAAUGUCCCUCAUUCACAAAGACUCUGGCAACACUGCAGUUUCCAUCUCCUUCCCGAACUGCCAUCUCCUGGGGGACUUCAGUGUCACACAAAUAGCCUCCCAUUGCCAACACUCUGGCCUCCCAGUCCUUGACCUCCUCACCCACAGCAAUGUCCUCACCUAAGUCACCUGGGCUAACUCUUCCAGUGAACAAACAGCAGGGUCUAGUGGUUUUAAGGGACACUGUGUGGGCUGUUAUAAGGGAAAUGGAGGCUUCCUCUUGUAGCCCCUCCAAAGGUCCUGUGCCUCCCCCUGGUGUUGUCAACAUGCAGGACAUUGGGAAGAGCUGCAGGUCACAAAGUCACCAUGUCAACCUUCCUGUCAACCAUAACAGAGAAUUCUGUCCCCAGGGUGGGGGAAGGGCCAGGCAGGUAGCUGGAGGCAAGUCUCCCAGAGCUAGCUGCUGACCCUAGUCCCUGCGAUCUGGGGAGGUACCUGGUGGAGGGCCAUAGUGUGCACUGGUGAAAGGGCAGGAGGAGGGGUGUGGCCCCUGGCAUAAGGGGAGGCAGCAGAGAAGGGGCCUGUGCUCAGCCUCUCUGGGCCCUGGCACAGGCACCCAAGAGUGAGAUGGGGUCACAGGGACGGCCAGAUAAUGGGGAGCCAUGAGUCCCUGGGGCCCUACUUCCUGGUCUUCCUGCUGCUGCUGCUGCUUCCUCCACCACUUUUUAGAGCAGGAAGCCUUCGGUACCAUGGACCUGACUGGAGAGUCUUUCACCGCCUGGCCCUGGGCUCCAGGAGGUCCCACCACCACCAUGGCCCAGGAUGGAGGCAGCACUGGCGCCAGGGGCAAGCAGGUCACAGAUGCCAGGGCUCAUUUGACCUCUACUUCAUCUUGGACAAGUCUGGCAGCGUGAACAAUAACUGGAUUGACCUUUAUAUGUGGGUGGAGGAAACAGUGGCGAGGUUCCAAAGCCCAAAUAUUCGGAUGUGCUUCAUCACCUACUCCACAGACGGCGAGACUGUCUUGCCACUCACCUCAGACAAGAAUAGAAUAAAAAACGGUCUUGACCAACUUCAGAAAAUUGUGCCUGACGGACACACAUUCAUGCAGGCAGGAUUUAGAAAGGCAAUUCAACAGAUCGAAAGUUUCAACUCCGGAAACAAGGUUCCCAGCAUGAUUAUUGCUAUGACUGAUGGAGAACUGGUGGCACAUGCAUUUAAGGACACUCUCAGAGAAGCUCAAAAGGCUCGGAAACUGGGGGCCAACAUUUACACCCUGGGUGUGGCUGAUUAUAAUCUGGACCAGAUAACAGCAAUUGCAGACAGCCCUGGCCACGUGUUUGCAGUGGAGAAUGGCUUCAAGGCCCUGAGAAGCACCAUUGAUGCCCUCACAUCAAAGGUCUGUCUUGAUGUGACAUCGGUGGAGCCUUCCUCUGAGUGUGUAGGAGAACCCUACCAUGUGGUUAUUCAUGGAAAUGGCUUUCAGAAUCUAAAGACAUGGGAUGAAGUUAUUUGCAGAUUUAUCUUCAAUGAAAGCACUAUCAUUGAUGAAAAGCCAACCAGUAUCGACAAUAAUUCCAUGAAUUGCCCUGGGCCAAAACUAGAAAAACCUGGAGAGGAGUACUCUAUUGAAGUCAGCUUGAACAAAGGCAAAACAUUCUUCAAGAGCAAUGUCAGCAUCACCAGCACCACAUGUGGCAUUUUCCGCAACUGGCUCUAUUUUGUGCCACUCCUGCUGCUUGUGCCACUGCUGCUGUGUUGUGUCUGGCGGCUGUGCCGCAAGAAGACUGUCAAGGAGCCACCACCUGUGCAGAAGCCAGAAAAGGAGCCAGAGCAGGAAAAACCACCAUCACCACCACCACCGCCUCCGCCUCCACCACCUCCACUCCCGCCUCCGCCCCCAGCUCCUGUAAACACCUGCCCCACUGUGAUUAUUUGUUGCUGUGGAUGCCAAGGAGUGGGUGGGAUGAGAAGGAUAGAGGGCAAUCUGGAUACCUUUUGUGACCUCUCUCACCCAAGCUGCCACCAGGUGCCAUGGAUGUGUUGUCAGCGCAGGGACCAGGCCAUCCCCACUACACACUCAUACAAAAUGAAGCAGCACAACUCUGAGUCUCUUGAGCCAAACUCUACCUCCCAUCCAUGCUGAGGAUUCUCCUUCACCUUAUCCUGUGGAUGCUCAUUAUGUUAAUGGGAAACAAUAUUACUCGAUCCAUCAGGAAAGUCAGGCUAAUAGUGUGAAACCUUACUCUCUGUCACCAAAUAUAGUGCCCACUAUGAUAUAACAGCCUUUCCAGUGAGUUUAAUUCGUGUGCGCACCACAGCAGGAGGCCCUUUAGAAACUGGAUCUCAUUUCAUUCUCACAACACCCAGGAAGGCUCAUAGCUGCCAUUCAUAUAGAUCUUAAGGUGGGCCAGACACUGUUGCAACUACAUUCCACAAACUAAUAUAUGCCAUAACUCUAUUGUGGGGAGGAAGCUAGAGGCCCUACAAAGUUAGGUAACCCACCCAGGGUCACACAGCCAGGAAGCAAUAGGACCAGCAUCCAACAACCUGGCUCCAGGUCCUUACUGCGUGCAUGGCCACCUCUCUGUCCUGCAAGGUAGUCACUACUGUCUGCAUUUCAGAGCUGUGGACACCGAGGCUCUGAUGUUUAGUUAUAGGCUCAACGUGGCAGGGUUGUUGAGUGGUAGAGCCGGGCUAUGAACUGACCUGAGGGGAGGCUCAUGUCUGAGUCAGGUUCCACCCCAUGUCCUGCUGUCAGAGUGAUCUAUGGAAACACCUGCAAGUGCAUCUCUCUACAGUGCAAAAUGUCACACAGCAGGUCCUUGAAUAACAUCAUUUCAUUCAACGUCAUCUGAACACUGAGUGAGAAAUGAUGAUGCUGAUCAGAAAAAAAUCCAUUCCCGGCUGAGGCCAAUGUCUGUGUGGAGUUUGCAUGUUGUUGCUAUGGCUGCAGGGAAUUUUUCUGGGUACUUCAGUUUCCACUUACAUCCCAGAGAUGUGCACAUCAGGUGGAUGGGCGUGUCUCUAUGGGCGCUGUGUGAGUGUGUGGGUGUGUGAGUGCACACUGCAAGGACAUGACAUCCUGUCCAGGGUUAGUUCCCACCUUGCACCCUGAGCUGCUGGGAUAGGCUCCAGCCUCCUGCGACCCUAAGCUGGAAUAACUGAGUAAAUAAUUAUGUUAUUUGCUUUUAUUAACUUUUCUUAAAGGUAUGUAUAGCUCACAUUUAUUUCAAUGUUUAAUAUUAGAAGCAUUUUGGUUUUUAUUUAGAAGUUUGAUGAUGCCUUCAUGACUAGAUAUAUGCCACAGGACCUUAAUUUACUAAUAUCAAUUAAUCUAUGAUCCAGUCUGUUUUCUUGUACACUGUUUCACUGGAAGUCAUGAUUUCCAAGAAACUAUCGACAGCUUCUAAUGAGAAUUUACUGAAAUUUACACAUGAUACAUUUGUGAAUAUUAAUAUCUUGAUUUCACACUGUCACUUGCAGACCUCCUUCUAAAUUCAUACUCAUGUUUGCUGGGAGAGUUGUUCUGGGUAACAGUUGGAGCUUAAUGCAGACGGGCCUUAGGAUGCAUUCAUGACCAUGGAGCUCCUGAGUUCUCCUCCUGGCCAUAUGCCCGUGGAGGGCACUAGACCAAGGGACAGGGGUGGCAAAGCCAAGCUGGCUGUGGCCUCCAACUGUCCAGGAAUCCCAGCUUGCAGCUGUUCUUGAAGCCAGUACUUUUUGGGAAAGUUUCAGAUCAUAACUUUGGUAUUGCAAUUACAGAGAGCUUCCCUUCGACUCCUCAGCACCACCCCUCCAACCCCAACACACAUGCACACAAACACACACACAUUUCUGUAACAUAAUCGGGAAAUACAAAUAUUGAGCCAAAACUCCAAAGCACUGGCAAUUAAGGUUUCUGAUUGUUUGCCAAUCACUUCAGGAAAUGUCCCUUUACCUUAGAGUGGCUGAGCUGAUGUGAGAAGUAAUUAGUUGCUGGCUUAGAUAUCUGCAAUCAGUAGAGAGGCAGUGAGGAAGGAGACCCUCUCAAACUCCAGGAACCUCCUCACCACCUUACACUUACCCCACAGAUUCAGGGGGCAGCCACCUGGAGGUCUCCUCUACUGUGAGGCACCCCAACCCUGCUCCUCUUCAUCAGUGCAAGUGUAGACCCAUACCUCAGAGCUCCCUGGAUCUCCUGGGAUAGACUGGGGCAGAGGAGGGGAGGUGGCCUCAGUGUUAGUGCCCGGGGUCCUGCUCCAGAGGAUCCCUCAGCAGUGGGUAAACACUAGGUCUGGAAUGAUUGUGGUAAGUUUUUACUGGAAUGUUUUGCAAUAAAUAAGUAGAAACAAAGAAGGUGGAAAUAAACAUGAAAGAUUCCUUUCUCUUUACAAUAGCAAUAAAAAACAAAAUACCCAUAUAUAAGUGUAACACAAAUGUGCUGACCCAUGAUGAAAAGAAACUAUAAAACUUUACUUAUUGGUACAAGAGAAAUUUGAAAAUAUAAGAAUCUAGAGCACAAUGUCAACUUUUCCCAGAGGAAUUCAUGAGCUUGCUAUGUUAUUUUAGUGAAAAUUGUAAUGAAACAUUUUUAGGGAAUUUGAUCAAAACGACAAGUUCCCUUGAAAAAAAAUAGACAGUUAAGAAUCAUUAAGAAAUUUUUAAUACAGAAAAGCAGUGAGAGAAGACUUGCCUUAUCCAAUGUUAAACAUUAAGCUCCAAAAAUUAAAAUAAUGAAAAACAAAAGGCUGACAAAAUAAUGGUCCCAAAUCGAGCAAACACUACCUGGAAUAAAUAGAGUAUAUAAUUGUGGUGGUAGCCCCUGGUACUGACAGUGUGUAUGCAGGUGAGCUCAAGUGCACUUAUGGAUGUUUAAGGAUUGUUUAACAUAUGUCAAAAGAAAAACAUCAGGCAAAUUAAAUGUAACAGAGUUGAAUU
Molecule: messenger RNA, 5339 nt
Organism: Pan troglodytes (chimpanzee)
Lineage: Eukaryota; Metazoa; Chordata; Mammalia; Primates; Hominidae
Gene: ANTXRL
Product: ANTXR like
Exons: 17
Coding region: 1072-2565 (497 amino acids)
Cellular component (GO): plasma membrane; cell surface
Molecular function (GO): transmembrane signaling receptor activity
Source: RefSeq, a predicted model, not a curated record